CCCUUGUGGUUUGUUCUUUUUCCAUAUUUCUUUUUAAAACUUUUACAUAUUUAUAACUUGUAUUAAUUAUAUAGGCCAAAGUCUCCAUUUCACUCUUUCAAGUUCACACCCCUAUUAGUCAUUUGUCUUCCUCCUAUAUAAAUUCACAUACCACAGUCCUAUCUCUCAUUCUUAACCAGCUAUAUCUCAAGAAAGCACUAAAGAUGUCUAAAGUUACCUCUCUGAUCAUGAUAGUCCUCCUCCUUUGCUUCACCCUAUCCUACGCAGCCCGGCCUGAGCCAACAAAGCUCCCUGAGGUCACUCCGGCAAACACUCAACGCGUUGUUGAAGCUCAGAAGUUUGAGGUGGCAGAUGAGAGCUGUGAAGGAGUUGGGGAUGAAGAGUGCUUAAUGAGAAGGACUUUGGCUGCUCAUAUUGACUAUAUUUAUACCCAAAAGCAGAAGCCAUAGACUUUUUAUUUAUUUUUAUAUGUUUAUUUUCUUGUUUGGUUUGUAAGAUAUGUUCUGUUUGGCUGUGGGUUAUUUACUAACUAGUUUUCACUGGAUUACCAAUCUUGUUAUCGUUGUGAGGUUUAUCAGAUGAGAUGAACUCAUGUACUGGAUUUUGAAUAUCUUUGCUUUAUGUUUUGAACAAAAAUAUAUUAUGUAGUUCAUUUUGAAUAUAUAUAUAUCCUUGCCUUUCCCUUUGUA
Molecule: messenger RNA, 689 nt
Organism: Cornus florida
Lineage: Eukaryota; Viridiplantae; Streptophyta; Magnoliopsida; Cornales; Cornaceae
Product: phytosulfokines 3-like
Exons: 2
Coding region: 204-449 (81 amino acids)
Biological process (GO): cell population proliferation
Cellular component (GO): extracellular region
Molecular function (GO): growth factor activity
Source: RefSeq, a predicted model, not a curated record